AUGAAAAGAGUCAAAUAUACAGAAACAGCUAAUGAAAGGGCAAGCAGACUUGAAGAUAAGAGAGGCACUUAUAGAAAAACAAUGUCUGAAGAAACUGCUGAAAAGCGAAAAGAGAGACUUAAAAAUAAGAGAGACACUUAUAGAAAAAGAGUGUCUGAAGAAACUGUUGAAAAGCAAAAAGAGAGACUAAAAAGUUACAAAGACUCUUAUAGAAAAAGAACGUCUGAAGAAACUGUUGAAAAGCGAAAAGAGAGACUUGCAAAUAGGAGAGCCAGUUACAAAAGGUCUCAAACAAUUUCUGCAGGACAAAAAGAGAGCUCUGCUGGUCCAGUUCACGAACAAAAACAUGCACAAAAUAACAUGAACGAUUUUCAUAAGUCCAAUCAGUAUUCAGUUUGCCAAUGCACUGUCUGUUUUGAAGCAUGGCCAUUGAAAUCCAGUCCAAGGAAGGUUGAUCACUACCAGUGUCAGAGGUGCAUACGAGAUAAACAACAACCAAAAAAGUUUUCUAAGGAAAAUGACAUGGUGCCAUCAUUAGUACCUUUACAACUGCAGGGGUUAACCCAAGUAGAAGAAAUGCUUAUUGCACGUGCACUUCCUGUUAUGUGA
Messenger RNA from Porites lobata, 609 nucleotides. The record is from the annotation of a GenBank genome assembly. Lineage: Eukaryota; Metazoa; Cnidaria; Anthozoa; Scleractinia; Poritidae.